CAUCCACCAUUGUUCUUUUUCAGUCCUAGGCUUGCACUUACUCUUUCACUAUUUCUUCAUAAUGCAGAAACAAAGGGCCUUUUCUGUUAGGUCAAUGCAACCAUAGUAACAGCGUUUCUCUUAUAAAGUAGGGGCAGCUAUUAUUGAUCAGUCUUCUAUCGUCUUUUCUGCUCUUAACUUUCUCCGCCGAUCUUCACGAUCGAGUAUCACCUUACAUUCACUUCCAGCGGCUGGUAGGCCUGGUGCUACCCCUACAUCUCUCUUUGUUUUUCAAUGUCGACGUCGCGCUAUUAUGUACUCUCUGAGGACUACGAUCCCACCAAACCCGCCAGGCUGCGCAGUAUCACAAUGCCUCUGUCACUUAGGCCACGGAAACGCCUCCCAACCGCUGUCUGCAGCUUUGGGACAAGCGAACGGCCCCCUUGCACUCCGACAAGGCUCCUCGUUGACCACUGACGGUCACCACGUCAUCCCCGUUUCCUCUGGGAUAGAAAGACCCUGCAUUAUUAUGGAUCCCCCGCGGCCCCUUGUGGGUCAACCGCAGACGAAGGGCCAUUUGAUCUGUCUCAUGGCUACGUUCGCUUCGUCUGGUGGCCAGUAUGAAUCUUUUGGAAAACUUCUCCAGCGAUUCGUCGUUCCUGUCGAACCAAAUGAACAGCUUCUCCCUGACUCGGAUAUGUACGCAUUGAAGGCAGAUCCAGCUUGGCGUCAUCCUCGGCAGUGGGCAAUUGCUUUUGUAAUACACACAAAGCAGCCUCUGCGACCUUUUACAUCUCGUGAUGGCAAAAGCCAUCGGCUUUCGAACACCGAGUAUGACCGACUGGUCGAACACUGCGAGACUCAGCGAGCUUUAUGGAUCAGUGACACACGGAAGGACGAAAACUUGAAACAGGAGAUGUAUGAAGAACUUGUGGACUGGACACCGGACGACGCAUCAAUGUACUCGUGCCAUUCCUCCGUGUCUGCCUUAUCCGUCAACAGCUUCAAAUCCUUCUACGCACAACCCUGUCGUGGAAGCAUUGCAACGUUGGGCACUAUCUUUGAGGACACCACUCCUGCAUAUCCCAACUUGGGACCUAGCGACUUCCCGCCCUUGCCCUCGAAGGUCUGCGAAGUAUAUUAACUCCACCUCUUCGUUAUACAACGUACUAACAGAAAUCAACGACCUGUAUCAACAAGGCGGAUCAAUGUACAUUACUCAUCGUUGUAUCCUUACAUGAACUUGUACCGAAUCAUCAUCUGUAAUACAAGUACUAUCCUAG
Molecule: messenger RNA, 1262 nt
Organism: Guyanagaster necrorhizus
Lineage: Eukaryota; Fungi; Basidiomycota; Agaricomycetes; Agaricales; Physalacriaceae
Exons: 4
Coding region: 293-1123 (276 amino acids)
Source: RefSeq, a predicted model, not a curated record